Messenger RNA from Clonostachys rhizophaga, 1746 nucleotides. The record is from the annotation of a GenBank genome assembly. Lineage: Eukaryota; Fungi; Ascomycota; Sordariomycetes; Hypocreales; Bionectriaceae.
AUGGAAGUCGGAAAACCACCCUCACAUGAAUGGUGGAAGGAGGCGAUAGUCUACCAGAUUUAUCCGGCAAGCUUCCUCGACUCUAACGGUGACGGGUUGGGUGACAUCCCCGGCAUCGUUUCCAAGCUCGACUACAUCCAGUCUCUGGGAGUCAACGCCUUAUGGUUGUCCCCCAUCUUUAAAAGCCCACAGCAUGAUAUGGGUUAUGAUAUUUCAGAUUAUCGCACCAUCCAUGCACCUUAUGGGUCUGUGAAAGAUGUUGAAGAGAUGAUCCAGGGAUGUCACGAGAGAAACAUCAAAGUACUCCUUGAUCUCGUGGUCAACCACACCAGCCAUGAGCACGAAUGGUUUCAAGAGUCGCGGUCGUCCAAAGCUUCCCCCAAGAGGGACUGGUACAUUUGGCGAGAUGCCAAACACGACAGCGACGGAACCCGAAAACCGCCUAACAACUGGGCCUCCAUCUUUGGGGGUAGUGCCUGGACAUGGGACGAAGUGUCAAGCCAGUACUACCUCUCCUUGUUCCUCCCCGAACAGCCAGACCUCAACUGGACAAGUAAAGAGAUGCGCGAGGCGACAUAUGCAGACAUGGAGUUCUGGCUUGAUCGUGGGGUCGAUGGCUUCCGCAUCGACUCGAUGAAUCUCAUGUCAAAGCACCCUGAACUGCCUGAUGCCCCUAUUGUCGACCCGGAAUCAGAAUUCCAAUCCGGCUCUCUGUACUACGCAAGUGGGCCAAAGAUGCAUGACUACAUCCGUGAGAUGCGACUCAAGGCAUUUGACAAGUACGACUGUAUGACUGUCGGCGAGCUGGGUUUUACCAAGGAUGAGGAUAGCGUGGCCCAGUAUGUAGCCCGCGACCGACACGAGCUCAAUAUGGUGUUCACAGGCGAUAUCGUGGACCUGGAUUUUGGAAACCAACACAAGUAUGGGCCCGGAGAUUUUCAGCUGUCCAAGUUGAGAGACAUAACAAACAUGUGGCAGCAUGCAAUGCCAAAGUGCGAUGGCUGGAACGCCGUGUACAUGGACAACCAUGACUCUGGCCGGUCGCUGUCCCGCUAUGCCUCGGACCUCCCACAACAUCGCAAAGCUGCGGCGAAGAUGCUAGCUACGUAUCUUGCAACCUUGAGUGGUACACUAUUCCUCCUCCAAGGGCAGGAAAUCGGCAUGGCAAACAUCCCAGAGAGCUGGGGCAUCGAGGAAUACAUCGACGUCGAGGCUCAGAACUACUACAAGGCUAUAAUAAAGCAGCGUGGUGAAGGCUCUGACAUGUCUGACGUGUUGAAGGAAAUGCGGAAAAAAGCUCGCGAUAAUGGGCGCUUGCCUAUGCAAUGGGACAGCAGCAAGCAUGGCGGAUUUACCAAUCACGAGAAGCCAUGGAUGAGAGUCAAUGAUGACUAUGUUGAAUGGAACGCCAAGAGCCAAGAGACAGACGAUCAAAGCAUUCUUUCAUACUGGAAGCACAUCCUGCAGCUGCGAAAGGAUGAGAAGGAUGUGUUCGUCUAUGGUCGAUAUGAAAUGAUAGAUGUUGACGUGAGCGGGGAGGACGUCUUUGCGUAUACAAUGACGCAGCGGGACGGAGCCAAGAGUGCUAUUGUUUUGCUGAAUUUUUCGACGGAGUGUCAGACUUUCCAUUGCGAGGGGAAAUACGAGGGUUGGAGGCAGCUCCUUGCUGGGAAUGGAGGCACGAAAAUGGGAGCAAGUAGCGCGAAACUGGAUCCUUAUGAAGGCGUGAUAUAUUGUAACUGGUAA